Hibiscus syriacus is the source of this 492-nucleotide messenger RNA. RefSeq lists its product as uncharacterized. The transcript has 3 exons. Bases 1 to 492 code for a protein of 163 amino acids. The record is from RefSeq and is a predicted model, not a curated record. NCBI's taxonomy places the organism in Eukaryota, Viridiplantae, Streptophyta, Magnoliopsida, Malvales, Malvaceae.
AUGAUUGGUUUUUCGCAAACAGAAAGCUAUUUGUCAAAAGCUCUCAAAUUUACCCGGUUCAAUUUCGAACGUGUGGAUCCUCCGGUUCCGGUUCUUGAUCCGCUGUUGUCCUGGGCCAAUGAAGCGCAUUGGUCCAUUGACGAUCUCAGUUUCAAGCGUCUCCGUCUCCUAGGGCAGAUCGAAGGCAACGUUAAGAGACUGAAAGCCCAGCGCGAGAAGCUCCUUAACGACAAGGAUGAUGAUCCGUCUCCCCAUCAUGCUCCAAAGGCCGUCAAGAGGAGGAGAUUCUUUGACCUUAAUGAAGAUGGCGAGGAGGAGGAUGUGGAUGGAGAAAAUUAUGGCGAUGAAAUGGUGGUGAAGAGAGAAGCUAAGAGGGUGUUGAGGAAAGGGGCUGUGAGGAAACUGGGAGAUGAUUUUGAGAGAAUGGCCAAUGAUAAGGAUAGUGGCAGGACGAGUAAAGAGGAGGAGUUUCAGAGAUGGUAUCGGCAUUGA